AUGUCGGCAACUGCCCAAAGUGAAGCUUGGGUUGAUCUAGCGAUGGAAGCUUGGGAAACGAACCCAAACCGGAAAAUCAGGGGUAGAAAGCGUGUGGAGUCUGCAGCUCGCGCCAAGUUCGAGGGACUUGCUGCUGAUCGAAGACACAAUGUAUACACCCUAGUAUCGAGCUGGAGCGCGGCCAGAGAUGCUCUUGAUGUAGCAUACAAGGCUGUGGGUGAUCCGGAAAUUCCACAGAAUGCUGAAAACCUCACUGCCCAUAUAACGCGGCUUGAGGAGGCUAUAACGACCUCGCAAGCUGUUCGUGACGCUUUGACCGCCCUGCUGGUACGCCGCGACGUUAUACCCGAUACCGAUGGACGUGUCGUCCAGCAUGUGGAGCGACUUUUUCAGCAAGCUAAAGAUGAUUAUGACGAGCCCAUUGAGUCAAGGGUCCAGGCCCAGCAAGAUCUUGAAGUGGUACAGAACAGCGCAGAAGGCAGGGGCGAGAGCAUCAUCGACGCACGAAGCAACUCGCAAAGUGAACAGCAGAUCGCAGCCCAGACCGGUAAAAAGGCUCAGCUUCGACAAAAUGAAAGCGGCCGUGCAAACAAUGACACCGAAGGAGAACAGAACGGAGGUCGUAGUGGUGCGGAGCACGAAAAUCAGGCACAGUCUACGGGCGCUCAGCCUGCUGACAAUAACGUAGAUCGAUCAAGGGCAGGAAAUUCAGAAGACCAGCCACCUCCAAUUCCAGCAAUGCCACCGCCGCCACCGCCGCUAUUGUCUCCUGUGAGUCCAGGAAGUGUGAGACGAGCCAAAGGACUCCUCGGUGUGGGAUGGGCAGGACCAAAACUCAUCAGCGGAACGAAUCAAUCCAAAUGCGAAAUCUACGUCAAGCAGAACUCCCACGGUACCAUAGUUGAUUUGAGUUUGCGAAUAGUCGUGAAAGACACUGCUGCUGGCCAAGCAGAUGCCUUCAAGUAUGCAGAUGUCGGCGGCAUCCAAAUGCCAGUAGAAGUCGCUGCAAUGCAUAUGCUGAAGCAGCUGAUUGGAUCAGAGUGUAUCGUGCAGAUGAGGAACUGGCGUAUGUAUCCAAGUACCGUGCCUCACCUGGAUUAUCGGAUCUACAUGGAGUACUGCGGACGUGGCGAUCUAUUCGACUUCAAGAGGCCUUACUACCAGUUCGUCUCACAAGAUGCAGAAUGUCAACUGCCGCCAGAGAAUGGUAUCUGGAUCCCGGAGCCAUUUUUGUGGGCCGUGUUCCAUACGCUCGUCGCAGGUGGACUACUGAUGGAGCGUGGCGAUGGCGAUUAUCUGGAAGCUGGAGCAUGGCACACUAUCGUUCACGGUGACCUGAAGUUGGCCAACGUAUUCCUAGCUGAAAACACAAGCAAUUUCUAUCGAGGAUAUCCACAGCCAAAGAUCGCAGACUUUGGUGAAUCGUUGAUGAUUGCAAGUGAGGACAUUCGUCAGCCAGAGCAGCUAUUCGAAAACGAGGGCAUUGGCACUUACAAUGCUCGAGCACCAGAACAGACUGUAAGAAUUGGGUCGAGCCAAGAAGCCCUGCCGAGAUCGUCAACCAAUGUAUGGGGCAUCGGAUUCGUGUUGUGGAGUCUGGUACAUGGUAAGGAGACGGACAAACUUCUGCACGACUUCGAAGCAGAUGGUGAUGGCCAGGCAAAGAAGAAGCCAGCAACAUUCAAUGAUGGCGCUAGACAGCAGUACAGUCGCCAGUUGCUUGCUGCCAUCGAGCACUGUCUAGCGUACGAUGCCGCGGCACGACCUUCCUGCGCUGAUCUGAUGCACACCAUUCGUCGAAAUACGGGACACGGAAGACACGAUCGAGCACGUGGCUUGCGAGAUGCCGAUUCGAAAGACCGGAGAUUCGUGAAAUAUGGUGUUGCACCGCAGAGCGACAAGUGGCCGCUACACACUCCAUUGGUCGCGGCACCAGAAGCUGGUAAGCUGGGACGUUUCGACCCCCCGCCUCGGCGUCGAAAUCGCAGAGACCGCAGAGCUGUUGACUCAGAAACCGAAUCUGAUGACUCCGGUGAGGACGAUGAUGAUGACGACCUUGGCGGCAAUGCUGGAGACAUCUUGUCCUUCAGCACAGACGAGGGGAGUGAGCGAGGUCUGGAUGAGUCGGGGGUCACGGGACAGUCAAGAAAGCGUCCAGCGGCUGAUGGGAUUGCACCCUCCACGCCUACGAAGAGAGCCAUGACGGACAGGCAAGAUCGUGUUCCCAGUGGUGGCACCCACUUCUCGCCAUCCACGCCCCCGGAGACAGCCCAGCUUCACAGCCAGCAGCAUAAUCCUAGAGGGUCCUCCGACCUCCCUUCGCCAACUUACUCGAUAACAAGCAGCCGACGAACUAGUAAUGCUUCAUGA
Fulvia fulva is the source of this 2370-nucleotide messenger RNA. RefSeq lists its product as uncharacterized. Gene Ontology annotation, biological process: protein phosphorylation. NCBI's taxonomy places the organism in Eukaryota, Fungi, Ascomycota, Dothideomycetes, Mycosphaerellales, Mycosphaerellaceae. The transcript is spliced from 6 exons. The record is from RefSeq and is a predicted model, not a curated record. Gene Ontology annotation, molecular function: protein kinase activity; ATP binding. Bases 1 to 2370 code for a protein of 789 amino acids.